GGCUGUCAUCGGUAAAUUAUUUAGUCGGCAUAAUUUUCGUUUAUCAGCUGUAAAACAUAAUAUUGUAAAAUAUAGUAAUACAGGAAUUAUUUCAAUUGUAAAUAAAAGAAACGGAGAUAAUAAUUAUAUCAAAGAAAUAAGAGCUAAAAACAACUGGCAAUCAUUUACCAAAAGAAAGUUGUAUACCUAUAACAGGAAUAUAGAAGCAAUGGCUUUAAGUCCUCUUGACCCUUCAUCAUAUUCUAGGCCUGAAUUAGCUGUUGUUAAGCAUGUGGAACUUUCACUUGAUGUUGAUUUUGAAAAUAAACAGUUAAGUGGCUUGGCAUUGUUGACUGUAAAUGCUAUUGAAGAUAUAAAUGAGUUGAUUCUGGACUCAAGUGAUCUAAAAAUAGAGGCAAUAGAGCUCGAGGAUGGAACGGCAUUGAAAUAUAAAUUAGAAGAACCUUUAGCUAACUAUGGAUCUAAAUUGAUAAUUACAUUUAACAAUAUAAUUGGAGCUGGCAAACAGGUUAAACUAAGGAUAAAGUACAAAACAUCUCCGUCAGCAACUGCUCUACAAUGGCUGGAACCAAAACAAACAUCGGGCAAGAAAUAUCCCUACAUGUUCAGUCAAUGUCAGCCGAUCCAUGCCCGCUCUAUCAUGCCGUGCCAAGAUUCGCCCGCAGUGAAGUUCACGUACACCGCCGAGGUGUCAGCUCCAGAAAACUUCUCUGUCCUGAUGAGUGCCAUCCGAGACGGCAGCAACAACACAAAGACCACGUUCAGACAGCCCGUGCCGAUACCUUCCUACUUGCUCGCCAUCGCCGUGGGGGUCCUGGAAUCCAGGGAGCUGGGUCCUCGGUCUCACGUUUGGGCUGAGAAGGAGGAAAUAGAGAGGAGUGCGUGGGAGUUUGCGGAUACAGAGAAGUACUUGCAGGCGGCUGAAGCUCUGUGUGGUCCGUACCAGUGGACGCAGUACGACCUGUUGGUGCUGCCUCCGUCCUUCCCCUACGGCGGUAUGGAGAACCCCUGUCUCACAUUCGUCACGCCCACUUUGUUGGCUGGCGAUAGAAGUCAGGCGGAUGUAAUAGUUCACGAGAUAAUGCACAGUUGGACUGGUAACCUCGUAACAAACAGAAACUUUGAACAUUUCUGGCUGAAUGAAGGGUUCACAGUAUUCCUCGAGAGGAAGGUCGGAGCUUCCUUGAUAAGUGAUAAAGAUGAAGCGAGGAAGAGUAGAGACUUCAACAGUCUACUGGGUCUGCAGGAGCUGACUGAAACUAUUAAAGACGACCUUGGGGUGAAGAAUCCUUUGACUCAGUUGGUGGUCAAUCUGAGCAACGUACAUCCGGAUGAUGCGUUCUCUACGGUGCCUUAUGAGAAGGGCUCGUUGUUUUUGAGAGUAUUGGAAGAUUCGCUCGGUGGGCCUGCUGUGUUCGACGACUUCAUGCGUUCGUAUCUGAACAAAUUCCAAAAGAAGUCGAUAGACACGGACCAGUUCAAGUCGUUCCUGUUUGAAUAUUUCAAGGACAGCGCUGACCUGACGAAAGCCUUGAACGACGUUGACUGGGCAACAUGGCUUCACAAACCUGGCAUGCCUCCAGUGAUUCCUGAAUACGACACUUCAAUGACGAAAGCCGUUAAGAACGUACUGCUCAAAAUUAAUUCAAGCGACGCUGAAUCACUAGACUACAAUGACGUCAGGACAUUCAGUCCGCAGCAACUGAUAAACCUUCUUCAGCACUUGAUCGACCAAGACGCCUUGCCGUUGGACAAAUUAAGAGCCCUUGGUGAAGCAUACAGAGUGUCUACCAGCAAGAACACAGAGAUAACGUACCGCUGGUUGAGGAUGUGUAUUAGAAGCAGGGACGAAACCAAACUGAAUGACUCGUUCGCGUUUGUGAACCAACAAGGUCGUAUGAAGUAUGUGAGACCAAUCUAUAGAGACUUGUAUGCUUGGGAAGACGUGAGGGAACGCACAAUUGAGAACUUCCUCAGAAAUGAGCCCUACAUGAUGCACGUUUCCGCGUACACUGUAAGAAAAGAUUUACAUCUAAAUGUGUGAUUUUAAUUUACCGUUAAGAAUUUGAGCGACGGUGCUGUAAGCGAACCAGUGGUUAUAUGUUAAUAACAUGUUAUUUUUGACAUAUUUUUAUCAUAAAUAUAUAUAUUACACUGUAUUGAUUAAUUAAUUUUAAAACAAA
Messenger RNA from Leptidea sinapis, 2183 nucleotides. Its product is annotated as leukotriene A-4 hydrolase-like. Gene Ontology annotation, molecular function: zinc ion binding; epoxide hydrolase activity; aminopeptidase activity. Lineage: Eukaryota; Metazoa; Arthropoda; Insecta; Lepidoptera; Pieridae. Bases 209 to 2044 code for a protein of 611 amino acids. The record is from RefSeq and is a predicted model, not a curated record. Gene Ontology annotation, cellular component: cytosol. The transcript has 11 exons. Gene Ontology annotation, biological process: peptide catabolic process; proteolysis.